Molecule: messenger RNA, 646 nt
Organism: Diabrotica balteata
Lineage: Eukaryota; Metazoa; Arthropoda; Insecta; Coleoptera; Chrysomelidae
Source: the annotation of a GenBank genome assembly
AGCUGAUAAAGACCUAAAGACUAUAAACAAUAAAUUAAACAGUUUAAAUAAAUUUAAUUUAAGAUGGCUCUUCCUCGUGUAUGUGCUAGUAUUUUACAAGUAGUUAAAAAUCAUAGUUUUAGUCAGCACUUAAAAAUAAGUCCUAGAUAUUUCCAUACAUCUAGGUGCACAUUGGCAGAAAGACUAUUCACUAAUAAACACGAAUGGGUUGAAGUUACCGAAAAAAUUGGAGUUGUUGGAAUAUCACAGUAUGCCCAGGAAGCCUUAGGUGAUGUAGUAUAUGCCCAAUUACCAGACGUAGAUACAGUGGUAAAACAAAAAGAUGAAUGUGGAGCAUUAGAAAGUGUCAAAGCAGCUAGUGAAAUUUAUAGUCCAAUUUCAGGAAAAGUAGUAGAAAAAAAUGUAGAAGUUGAAAAUAAUCCAUCACUGAUUAAUACUUCGUGUUAUGACAAAGGGUGGUUAUACAAAGUAGAGUUAUCAAAUCCAGACGAAAUCAAGGAAUUGAUGUCAGAAGAAAAGUACACCGAGUUUUUAAAAACCGCGGAAUCUCACUAAACACCAAAGAUUUUAAUGUUUGUUGUAUAUAUUUUGUUGUGUUAUAGACGUUUUGGUAAGAUUUUCUAAAAAGUAAUAAAGCCUUAGUUUU